AUGUCGGCAGUAGCAACAGUGAGACCGGCACCCACGCCGCAGCCUGACGGACCUGCGCCUCGAAAGCGGCGGAAACGGGCUCCAGCCGCAGGAGCCGCCGCCGACUGCUUUACUUGCUCCUCACACGGCUUUCAGUGCGAUCGGAGACGGCCAUAUUGCUCCAAAUGUUUAGACAACGGUAAAGAAUGCUCGGGUUACAAAACACAAUUGACGUGGAACGUUGGCGUGGCAAGCCGAGGGAAGCUCCGUGGGCUGUCUCUACCAGUUGCCGGGACGAAAAAGGUGGCAGGAGCUGCUUCAGUGUCUCGACGAGGUCAUCGCCAAUCUGCAAGUAUCAAUUCCGCGGGCACCCUGGAUGACACACACGUUCCUCCAAUUUCAGUCCACAGUCCAGAGUCCUUGCAGAGCAACGAGAGUACUCGACAAGAAAAUCACCGCAGUUCUCCACCUUUGACAUCUCCUUUUCCUCAGACAUGGGAAACGCCCAACUAUACGCCGCACUCGGAGCCCAUCUUCUCCCACGGCCUCACGAUCGGAACCUUCUCCUUUCCAACAUCUGUCCCACCUCUGGUCUCUCCGGUAGAGCACUCCUUUACGCCUCAGUUCCCACACCGAGGGCAGAUGCCUGCUUAUGAUACACCGGCCUCAGAAGCGUCAUCCUAUUCGCGCCCUCCCCCACUGUCUAUACCGAUUCCUCCGCCACAACAGCACAGCUAUAUUCCCUUCACUCCACUCGAUUCAGCCUUCGAUCAGCUCUCGCCGUAUCCCGGCCUGUUCUUCCCACGGCCAGACGAGUCAUAUGUUCGUAAUGACACUUAUAUACCGCCAGAUCCCUACCCUGCUCCCUCUCACCCCGUUCAUCAAGCUCCGGCACACGAUGGCGACACAGUCCUGGAAGAUGAUGCCGAGGAUAUAGCAAGAGAUGACUCUGGUACCCAGAUGUCGUUGUGGAAUGAUGCCGGGCAAGUCGCGACCUCACCCAUGGGUCUUGGCCUCAGAUUGCAUAGCUUCUCGAGUGGGUUAAGCAUUGGCAGCACCCCGCGGUUACAAUACCUCAUCAACUAUUACUCUGAGGUCAUCUCGCCAGUCAUCGUUGCUUUCGACGGACCAGAUAAUCCAUAUCGGACCCAUAUUCUUCGCUUAGCCGCGAACAGCGAUGCUCUUCAACACGCCAUUGCCGCUCUUGCCGCUUCAAACCUCCGUCAGAGACGCGAGACUGGUGUCCUCUCGACAUGCAAGACCGAUCCUGCCCGGCGAUCAUCAAUAGCGCAUCUCACCUUGAGCGAAGCUUGGCACUAUGACUCGCUUUCACCACAAGAUCAAGCGCGUGAGGAAACGUAUUUCAAGAAUUUCGCCGUUCAGUCGCUGAAUCGCCAGCUCGCCGAUCCCGUUGAGCGCAAGAAGGACUCUGUUUUGGCAGUUCUGUUGGUCCUUUGUCUCUUCCACAUGUGUGACACUGGUGUCGCCAAGUUCAGGACGCAAUUUGCCGGUGUUCGCAAGCUCCUGGCCCUGCGCUGGCAGAAUGACGAGCCAAUGUCGCCUCAGAUGAAGUUCUUCACUUCAAUGUUUACAUGGUUUGAUGCCAUCACUGCAUCAGUUAACGACCGAGAAAGCCAGUUCCUCAGCCAUCAUCUCGAUACCUCUGCAUUGGGGGAUUAUUCGUGGUCUCUUGAGAAUCUGGCUGGUUGUGAUGGGAGCCUGUUCAAAGUGAUCGCGAAGCUCGGUCGCUUGAACGUUUUAUCGCAGGGCAAACCCGUGGAGGAGAACCAUACACUUGUCUCGCGGCCAGUACUGCCAACGCCACCUGCUCAGUUGGCCCAUGGCAGUCCUCCGGACUCAGACUAUAGCAGAUUUGACGGCAAUGGCUGGACCACCUUUUCAGACGAGGAACUGUUUGCAAAACAUACCAAAGAAGGGCCGCUUGAACAAUUUUGGCGGGAAUGGAGAGAAGUGCGGCAUGCGUUACAAGUCUGGACCUUGCCUUCGCCAUCGCACACAAGCACGCUUACAGCAGGUCAGCGUGACGAUCUUGCCAGUAUCAGUGAGUGCUUCCGCUACUCGGCGCUAGUCUACACAGAGCGAUUGGCCAAUCCGACGGCCCCGUGUACAAGUCCAGGGAUCCAACGUUGGGUACAGCAAAGCUUGCAUUACAUCCGCCUGGUUAAGAGUGAUGUUUAUCUCCUCUGGCCGCUCUUCGUUACCGGCGCAGAAUGCCUGAGGCAGGACGAGCGCGAGGUCAUCCGAUCCAGAUGCAAGGACAUUCAAAAAGACAGUGGCUUCAUCAACAAUGCGAGCUGUCUCGGACUUCUAGAGGCCGUCUGGUUGCAAAUGGACCAACAGGGUGCCGAGGGCGAAGUCGGGCAAGGCUUCAGAUUCACUGAUAUCAUGAAACGCGCGGACGGCCAGGGCGAAUAUAUCGUGGUUUGA
This is a messenger RNA of Cyphellophora europaea CBS 101466, 2427 nucleotides long. RefSeq lists its product as uncharacterized. The record is from RefSeq and is a predicted model, not a curated record. NCBI's taxonomy places the organism in Eukaryota, Fungi, Ascomycota, Eurotiomycetes, Chaetothyriales, Cyphellophoraceae. Gene Ontology annotation, biological process: positive regulation of transcription by RNA polymerase II. The transcript has a single exon. Gene Ontology annotation, molecular function: DNA-binding transcription factor activity, RNA polymerase II-specific; zinc ion binding; transcription cis-regulatory region binding. Bases 1 to 2427 code for a protein of 808 amino acids. Gene Ontology annotation, cellular component: nucleus.